AUGCAAGCUAUAGCAGACCAGUUCAGCAGUUCUAGUGUUUUCGCUGAACUUAACGAUGAACAGACCUUGAAGGAGAAUUUUGUGCUGGGAGACUCUCAAUUCAAGCAAUUGGCACCUAGUCUAUCUAUGCCUCCUAUUAGCACGCCUCAGGAGUUUUUGAGGGCGCAUACGGAUGAUUCUAAAAACCCAGAUUGUAAGAUUAAGAUUGCGCAUGGUACUACGACAUUGGCUUUCCGUUUCCAAGGAGGGAUCAUUGUGGCAGUAGAUUCCCGUGCCACCGCUGGACAGUGGAUUGCAUCACAAACCGUGAAGAAAGUGAUUGAAAUCAAUCCAUUUUUGCUCGGAACAAUGGCUGGUGGUGCCGCAGACUGUCAGUUUUGGGAGACAUGGUUAGGGUCUCAGUGCCGUUUGCACGAACUAAGAGAAAAGGAAAGGAUUUCUGUUGCGGCAGCAUCCAAGAUUUUAAGCAAUUUGGUUUACGAGUACAAAGGUGCUGGUUUGUCCAUGGGUACAAUGAUCUGUGGUUAUACGAAAAAAGAAGGUCCAACUAUCUAUUACGUUGAUUCAGAUGGAACAAGACUACAAGGCGAUUUGUUCUGUGUGGGUUCUGGUCAAACUUUCGCGUACGGUGUGCUAGACGCAAACUACAAGUGGGAUCUAACGGUGGAGGAUGCACUAUAUCUAGGAAAACGUUCUAUUCUAGCAGCCGCUCAUCGUGAUGCAUACUCCGGUGGUUCGGUAAAUCUAUAUCACGUUACAGAAGAUGGCUGGGUCUAUCAUGGCAACCAUAACGUGGAUACACUAUUUUGGGAGAUAAAAGAGAAGGAGCAAUCAUUUAAUAAUGUCGUAGGUUAA
Messenger RNA from Kluyveromyces marxianus DMKU3-1042, 855 nucleotides. RefSeq names its product proteasome core particle subunit beta 5 (gene PRE2). The coding region runs from base 1 to 855 and encodes 284 amino acids. Lineage: Eukaryota; Fungi; Ascomycota; Saccharomycetes; Saccharomycetales; Saccharomycetaceae. Gene Ontology annotation, molecular function: threonine-type endopeptidase activity. Gene Ontology annotation, cellular component: proteasome core complex. The transcript has a single exon. The record is from RefSeq and is a predicted model, not a curated record.